Mugil cephalus (flathead mullet) is the source of this 6507-nucleotide messenger RNA. Its product is annotated as up-regulator of cell proliferation-like. The coding region runs from base 272 to 4960 and encodes 1562 amino acids. The record is from RefSeq and is a predicted model, not a curated record. Gene Ontology annotation, molecular function: GTP binding. Lineage: Eukaryota; Metazoa; Chordata; Actinopteri; Mugiliformes; Mugilidae. The transcript has 4 exons.
CCAGGAAAUGAACAGAAGAAGCCUAGUUCUCUCUUGAUUCCUGCGUUUUAUGCCUUUUGAUGGCGUCGUUGGAGGCAGCAACACGAUGAAAGUUGUCUUGUGGACCGGAAAUGGGUUUCUGGUUCAAAUCAACAUCUGGAUGGCGAGUAGAGCCGCUUGGGACACUUUUAACGAAGCAAGCAUCAAAGACACAAAGAAAGGCUUCUUGUGCGUGAGUGCUCAAAGGCUUUAACGAACAGAAGAUUCAAGGAAAAAACAGUCCACACCAACAAUGGACACAGAAGAUGACGCUCCUCAAGCCCUGAUGAGCUUUCUCUCCAAACUUGGACUAGAGAAAUAUUAUCCCAACAGACUUUCACUUCAGUCUAUCUUGGAGAUCAACACAAACAGCUUAAAUGAAAAACCUGUUUCAUCUCUAGAGGACAUACCAUGGUACUUUCUCAGAAAACUUUUUAAAAUCAGUACCAAGUGCAGGAGCUGUACACAAAUAACAAGCAAUCAACAGGAAAACAAUGAUAUCUGGGACCUGGACCUUUACACUGCAGAUGACUCUGACGAUGAUGUUAACUUUCUUGACCUCAUAGUAGCUCUGUUCCUUUGUGCUGACAGCUUCUUGCAACAGGAAAUGUCUCUCAAAAUGUCCAUGUGCCAGUUUUCUGUCCCACUGCUGUUGCCUCAUGCCAAUAAGAGUCAGUGUAGCCUGAUGCUUUGGGCUCUGAGAGACAUUGUCAAAGAGUGGCGUCCACAUGAUCUGUCUGAAUCAAAAGGUUUUGUUGAAGACAACAUUGUUCAAGCAGAUCUACCGUUCGAUUCCUUUGUGAGGCUGAAAAACUGCAGUUUAUCAAAGUCUCACUUUUUGAACCAGGUUCUCAGCAGUGACCAACAGAAUCACAAUAUGUUCAUACACAGAGAUAUGGAAGGAGGAGGAGUUAGAAGAGAAAUAUCCAAUGGACUGGUGGAGGUCUGCUGGUAUCUACCAUGUGGUGCAGAAAAUCUAGACAUAUUUUCAAGGCCUGUGGCUUUUGCAAAUAUGAGAGGAGACAUUUGUGAGUCACUUCAAAAGUUCAAGUUUAUUUUUCAAGUGUCAAAUGUCACCUUUGUGUUCCUGGAUAAAGUUGAAGAAAAGGAGCUUGAGAUUUUGACUUCUGUUAAAGAUGUGAAUUCUAAACUCUUCCUGGUAGUUAAUCAAAAGGAGGGGAAUGUUAAAGAAGACAUGAUGUCAGUCAAGAAAACACUGGAGACACUAGAUUUACCAAAGAACAAUUUAAUAGUCAAAAAAACAGGUGAUAAUGGAGCAAAGUUUUCAAAGAAACUUUGUGAAGCCAUCAAGACAUGUCUCUCAGAUGUCAAAGCUACAACCAGCAUUGUAAAUAUGACUGACAAAGCUGUUGAACUUGGUCUGUUUGUGGAUGAAAACAAAACUGACCAACAAAACAAAGCAGCCAAAAAGAUUGUUGAUGGCAUUGGGGUCAGAUCGAUUCUACGAUACAAGAAUCUGCAACUUCCUCUGCAAGGAGAUAACUGGAAAACAUUAUCAAAAAUAGAAAAGGAGGAGUGUAGACCAACAAAAUCUGGUGACUCAGCACUGGAAGAGUAUAAAUCUUACCUACAAGAAGAAAAAGAAAAAGUGAUAUCAGAACAAAGAAAAUACAAAGUAUCCAAAGGAAUGGAGACUUUUAUUUCUAACUUAUCAACAAAUGACAAAGAAAAAAGAGACUUUUUCCUCAAGUGGAUGAAACUAAAACUUGAUACAAAUUCAAGAAAAGAACUGUCUGUUCUGCGAAACAAAUUCAAAGAACAAUGUAAGAAGAAAGAUGUGAAACAAAUAGCAGAGUUGGAUCAAGCUUUGGUGGAGAGCUCUUUAGGUGUAGAACAUUACAUGAGAGAGAUGGGACUGAUCUAUGAGUUUUUGCCAGAACCUCAUCAUGAAAGAUAUCAUCUCCCUUCUCUGGCUGCUGAACUGCUGUUGGAUGGAUAUCCUUUAGAGCUCUUGGAUGGAGAUGCUUCCAACAUCCCAGAGAGAUGGGUGACAGAUGUGCUGAUGGAGCUUCACAAGAAGGUUGGAGAGAAGAGCAGACUGUUGGUACUGACUGUAUUAGGAGUUCAAAGUUCAGGGAAGUCAACACUCCUCAACACCAUGUUUGGUGUACAGUUUCCUGUCAGCAGUGGCAGAUGUACCAGAGGAGCUUAUAUGCUGUUCCUUAAAGUUGGAGAGGAUUUGAAAAGUGACUUAAAGUCUGACUUCAUAGUUCUCAUUGACACAGAGGGUCUAAAAUCUCCUGAUCUGGCACAACUAGAGGACAGUUAUGAGCAUGACAACCAGCUGGCAACCUUUGUAAUCAGCCUCAGUGAUGUCACCAUCGUCAACAUUGCAAUGGAGAACUCAACUGAAAUGAAAGAUGUUCUGCAAAUCACAGCCCAUGCAUUCUUGAGAAUGAAGGAGAUUGGUAAAAAACCCAUUUGUUAUUUUGUUCAUCAGAAUGUUGCAGCAGUUUCAGCUGAUUCCAAGUGUCUGACAGAAAGAAAACAUCUGUUGGAUCAACUCAAUGAAAUGACACAAAUUGCAGCUGUAAUGGAAAAACAACCUUCUAUCAAAGCCUUCACUGAUGUACUGGACUAUGACAUAGAUAAAAACAACUGGAACAUCCCAGGACUCUGGCAUGGAACACCUCCAAUGGCUCCAGUGAACACAGGUUACAGUGAAGCUGUAGCUGAGUUCAAGAAACAUCUUCUGGAGACAAUGAAAGGAGACAGAAGAUCUGAACCCUCACAGAUCCCUGAGUUUCUAGAAUGGAUGAGAAGUCUCUGGAAAGCAGUGAAAUAUGAGAACUUCAUCUUCAGUUUCAGAAACACUCUUGUGGCUCAUGCCUAUGACAACCUUUGUAAAGAGUUCAGUGACUGGGAAUGGGAGUUCAGGAAAGAGAUUCUCUCCUGGCAGACAGAAGCAGAGGUAGAAAUCCUCAAAGCUGACAAUGAAUCUGAACCUCAACAUUUAUUUGAAAUGGUUGAAAGAAAAAAACAGGCAGUUUUAGACAAGAUAGAAGUCCAGCAACAAUUAAUGAAGCAGAAGCUUGAUGACUACUAUAAAAGAAAAAAUGUACAUGAAAAUCUAAUAGAAAAAUACAAAACUGACUUUUUCAACAGUGUAAAUAGUCUUGCAAAUGAAAUCAGAUUUUCAGUUCACAGUAAGCUGAACUGUGUCUUGGAGUUAAAAAAAAGUUUAGAAGAAGUCCAGAACAUUCAGAGGAAACACAGAGAAAUGAUUGAAGAGCAUGUAAGGAAAUUCUUGACUGACUUCAAGGAGAGGACGAGGUCCACUGAACAACUGACAUGUGAGUUUGAGAAGAUGUGGACUAAAGCCACAGAAAAGGUUUCAGGUCUACCUGAACAAAAUAUACCUGAAAAAAUGCUUGACCAGUUGAAAAAGCACUUUAGCAACCGUAAUGUCAGUGAGUAUUUUCAGAACAUUGGAGAUCUACAGCAGAUUGGAAUGAGUCCGUUUAAGGUCACAACUGAGCACAUCAAAACUGGAAUAAAGAACAUUGUGAAUGUGUUCAUCAAAAAAGACAUUACAAGAGAGUUGCAGACAACAGCUGAUACUAUCAUUGAGUCUUGUAAUCAAUUUGUGUAUGAAAUCACACAGACAAACACAGAUUAUGUUGAGUCUUAUACAAAGGAUCUUUUGGACAAAAUAGAUGAAAGCAUAGAACAAAUACCCAAGGACUGCAAACUUAAGUUUGAGGUUGAUCUGAAACUUCAUAUUUGUGGUUUUGCUUCAAGAGAAUUUCUCAAAAUGCACAAAAAAUUCUUAUCAGAUAGAAAUCCUAAAACUCAGCUGGAGAAAUACAAGGACCAGUGCUUUUCAGACUUUGUGGAUUUAUACAAACAGGGAGAUCAAACUCAGAAAAAAGCAAAUUAUUUUGUCAAGUUUUGCCUCAAACCUGCUGUUAAAGACUACAUGAACAGAUCUCUGGGAAUAGACAUCGUGGAUGAAGUUUUGACGAGCUCCCAUUCAGCAGAGUUCAGCUCCCGCUCUUAUUUCCAGUACAACAUUCAGACAGAGUUGCUGCAGAAGGAAGACUUUCAGAGCUUUGUCAAGUACAUUUCUAGCUAUGAAAUAUAUGUCAAAGAAUGGAUAUUUCAGCACAUUUUUCAAACAUUGUCUGAGGAGAAGACUCUGUGCAAACUGAGGAACAAAAGUCUUGAGGUCAUAGUUCAAAAGACAGAAGCAGCAACAGAACAUGCCUCAAAAGGAGAGGAUGGUGUUCUUCUGCCAGAUAACACAGAAAGCAUCACCAAGUUCUUCAGUAACAUGAGAAAAUAUCUGAUUAAAUACAUCUCAAUCUCAGUGGAGGCUGAAAAAUCAACACUGUUUCAUAUCCAAAGCACAUGUCAUCCAUUUAUCCAGAGUCUGAAGAUCUCAAUAGAAGAGAUGAAAGCUCAGCUUCAGGAGGAAUUCUCCAAAUCUGAAAACAUCACUGAGACUCUGAACAAACUUCCAAUCAAACCACAGGAUGAGCUUUUCAAGAGAGUGUUUGGUUGUGGAAAACAAUGUCCAUUUUGUAAAGUUCCCUGUGAAGCUGGAGGCAAAGAACACCCGCAACAUCAUGCAGCUGUACAUUGGCCAAGAGGUCUUAGUGGAUUCAGAUAUAUAGACUCUCAGAAGCUGAUGGAAACACUGUGUACAACUGAUGUGUAUAUUAAUAGUAAAUUCAAAAACACAGACACUAAAGGAGAGUGGCAUCCUUACAAAAAGUACCACACAUACUAUCCAGACUGGCACAUUCCUCCAGACCCCACCUUAGAGUCAUCUGACUACUGGAAGUACAUCCUGGUAAAGUACAAUGACAGAUUUGCUGAAAAAUAUGAGGCCAAACCAGCUGAUGUUCCAGAGGCCUGGAAGAGAAUCACAAAGGAACAAGCUCUGAAAGGUUUAAAAGAUGCCUUCAGCAUAAAGUGAAUAAUGUUCAAACCUGAGAAACAUCUACAAACUAAACAAGGUUUAAGAUCAGACAAAAAUAAAUUUAGUAAUUUUCUUGCAUUUCUCAAGUCUAGUUCACUAUAAAAAAAUAAUAAUACAAAACUCAACAACAAUUUAAAUAAUUUUGAACCUGUGAAUGAAACCAUGUGUUCAACAUAAUACAAUGAUCAUACUGAACUUAUCAUGUAAGGAAAUAUGAAAGAUGGAAAUAGCUGUUUUCUUUUUAGUUAUUAAUACUUUAUUUAAAUGUGUUUCUUUUUUAUAUUUUUCUCAUGGCUGGAUUUCCAGUAACCAGUGACAUGAUGAAGAUGAUGAGAAUGAACAGCAGACACCAAGUGAAAAAGAAAUGUUUUAUUAUGUGUUCAUUCAUUGAUGCAGUACGUCUGAGGGUUACAAAAUUAUGUUUUAUUUUAUUUUUUAUUUUUAUAUUUGAAGUUAAGUUGAUCAAUGUGACUCAAAACCCAAUAGCAAUAACUUGGUUUGUGCUUCUUGCUUUAAAAAAAAAACUCAUAAAGAAGUGGAGAUAUUUUAAAAUGCUUUUUAUAUUUUUUGUGUUUGUUUUAUUGAUAAUUUCAAGUUAUGAGUUUUUUUUUUUUUUUUUUUUUUUACAGUUUUAAGUAUAUUUUAUUCUUUUGCUAAAUGGAAUAUUUAAAUGUCAAGAAGUUACCGCUGUUCUUGAAAGAAUUGAUCCUUAACAUGAUGAUAUUAUGAUGUUCAUUGUUAAAUAGAUGUUAAUGUUUUGUAGAAGUAGCAAAGAAACUGGAAACAUUUAGUUUUUCUUUAUUUUGUUCUGGAGAGUUCUUUUAUUUUCUUGUCAUUAGUAGGUAGAAAUACUACAAUAUAGUAGUAUACUAUAUAAUGUAGUAUGUAAUAUGAGGCCACAUGUGUCAGAAAAUGUAUGUUUUAAGGAGAGGAUCCAAACACAGGACAAAACAUGAGGCAGAGAAUCCAGGGAAAAAGGUAUUUAAUGAAAAUAAGCGAGAACAAAAAGUGCUGCGGAAGGCAGGAAAAUCCAAAGACAAAAACUAAACUCACUAUAUAUGGUACGGAUAACACACAGGAGGAACACAAAGAGGUAACAACGACGCGGGAUGGAACAAAGGGAAGGACACACGAGGAAACAACAGACAGGAAAUCAACUUAGCAAAAUAACACAGGAAGCUCAACACAAACACAAAUACAGGACAAGGACACAAAACCAUGACAACGUGAGACAGAUGUUUUCUAAUAUAUCUCUGUUCUUUCAUAUUUUACAGUUUUAUUUGUAACAUGUAAAUAAUUCUCAUAUUGUGAUGAAUGUAACGAAAAAGUCAGUGAAAAAGUUCAGACCACAUGUUUUAAUGUUCUAAAUAAGACAACAGCAGGUGGCGCUGAUGCAUCAUUAGUAUUUUAGACCAAAAUUGCCGUAAUUUUCUGUUAUUUUUCAAGAUUCUUUAUUACAUACAGCACAGCAAUGUGAGCAAUGACUAGUGAGGAUGAGAUAUGUUCAAACAUGUGUCUAAUAAAUAGAAUGUAAUAUAAAUCAA